Molecule: messenger RNA, 1503 nt
Organism: Mytilus californianus (California mussel)
Lineage: Eukaryota; Metazoa; Mollusca; Bivalvia; Mytilida; Mytilidae
Product: tyrosinase-like protein 2
Exons: 3
Coding region: 178-1434 (418 amino acids)
Molecular function (GO): oxidoreductase activity
Source: RefSeq, a predicted model, not a curated record
UUAUAUAUUUUUGUGUGUGUGUGUGCUUAGACAGUAUUUUUAAAUUUAGUACAGAAAGAUAAAAUGUAAAUGUUUUAUCAAAGUUUCGCGGAAUCAACUAAUUUGAUAGAUUAUCUGUUAUAUAUAAAGCCAGCGUCUAACUUUUUCCGCUAGAAAGUUUCACAAUAACAGUUUAUUAUGACUCAUGUUCUUCUUUUCUUUCUUUCUGCUCUUUUAAAUCAGGCAGUUUUAAAUGGCGAAGACAUUCGUUGUAUAAUGUUGAGUGAAAUAAAUUUUGCCGAUUGUAAUCAGGAUUUGUCAAGGGAGUAUUUUUGUUCAUUAACACUAGAACAACAAACUUGGUUGCAGUCGCUUUGGAAAGCAGCUCUUCAAGACAGGUCAACACCAAUUCGAAAACGUCGGGAAAUACGCACACUGACUGCAACAGAGCGUUCGACUUUUUUCAGUGCUCUCAAUAAUUUAAAAAAUGACACGACAGUUAAACCAAAUAAAUUUGACACCUUGGCAUUGAUUCACAGUAAUCGUACGUUGUGUUCAGCCCAUCGUGGAUCAAAUUUCCUCGGAUGGCAUCGGGUCUACCUUCUGUUGUUUGAGACCGCAAUUCGACAACAAGAUGACUCUGUAACAUUACCUUACUGGGAUUCUGUACUCGAUAAUCAAAAUAUUACUGACCCGAGGCACACUGUUAUAUUUACAGAUCAAUUUCUAGGAAAUGGCGAUGGAAUUGUUGAUUCCGGUCCUUUUAAACAUUGGCUAGAUAUAAACAAUUGUCCAUUACAACGUAAAGUAAGUCGAAUUGACCAUACCGAACUGCCAUCCCCUGAUAUCAUUAACAUGAUUGAAAAUGAUAUUAAAGUACACCAUGUUGCAGAUGUUAUAGAUCAUUUAGGGAAAGCGGAGCAAGCAUUAACAAUAGAAGGUCAACAUAACCUUCCUCACGAAUGGGUCGGAGGGACGAUGGACGUUUUAAACAGUUCAGCCAGGGACCCGACAUUUAUUUUACACCAUGCUUUCAUAGACUACGUGUGGGAAAAAUUUAGACAAAAGCAAGAGCGACUUGGAGAGAACCCGGAAUUUUAUCCACCUUUAGGGAAAACUUCUAAAACUGACAAGUAUAACCUGACAUCUUUCCACACUGCCGACCGCACCAUGGAUUGCUUUCCUUGGAUGGAGAACAAGGAUGGGUAUCGGAGUAACUUUGUCGGAAUAUUGUAUGAAUAUGAAGAAUCGCCACAAUGUCCAAACUGCGGCAAGUCAAAAUAUCUUACCUGCAAUAAAAAACUCAACAGAUGCAUUGGUUCUGUUCCGAAGGAUUCUGUAAAGGGACAUUUGUGGGCUAUAAUCAUUAUAAUAGGUGUAAUCGUCGUAGCCAUAAUCAUUGUGUUUUGUUUGUUGAAAAAACGUUAUUCCAAAAAAGACUAUACAAGAUUCUAAUGUGCUACGUCACAUUCUUUUUUCUUGAUUUUUUUUGUAAUCAUUGGUGGUAAUAAAUUAGUGAACGAA